AUGCUACGCACCGUUGUGCGAGCUGAAGUGGAGGGCGGGGUGGAGGAAGGGGUGGCUCUUGUGCCCUCCCCUCCCCCUCCCGCCCAGGGCAUCUGCGGCAUCCGCGAAGCCAGCGAGACGCUUGUCCUACAGCGCCUCCUCCUGGAGAAAGCUCCAGACAGACAAACAGGGACACCACCAGCCCUGAAAACCUUUGGGCGCCGGGAAGGUGGCACCCAUUGCCCGAGGCGGUGGCGCGGGCAGCUCGGGCGGGCGCCGGGAGGGCGGCUCUUACCCGGAGGCUGCCGAGCUGCGGGCGGUCGGCCCCGGCGGCGGCUGGAAUCCAUCAGGCUCUGCCGGGCUGCGCGCACCCUCGGCGGCAGGUUCGGGCUCAUGUUGCUGGAGGGACCGGGUGGGAAGCCCGCGGCCGCGGCCGCCCGGGCAGAGCAGGCGGGCGGCUUCCCGCAGGAGUGUGAGCCGCGGCGGGGGGCUCGGCGCCCGGGGCUCCUUCUGGGCUCCCUGCCGGCUCCGGAGGCAGCCGCGAUGGGCACCCGGGGCGAGCUGCCCUGGAGUCGCGACGGGAGCCCAGGCCGCUGCGGACCCCGCGAUCCCGCAGCCGGCGACUGGAGCCCACCUCUGCAGAGACAAAGCCAUCCAAGGAUUCAGCAAACACCAAAAAUAUGGAGGACAGACGCUGGAUGUGAAAUCUUAUGCACUGUAUUAAACAUGUUAUUGCACAAGGAAAUGGGCAAGCUGGUGUUCCUUCCUGUUCAGAACAUUUUACAUUGCUCUAUACACAUGGAACUGGGUAAAGAGAUUGUUCAAUUCUAAACCAUUCUAGAAACAAAUCUCAGUUUGCCUCUGCAUCA
This is a messenger RNA of Peromyscus leucopus (white-footed mouse), 848 nucleotides long. RefSeq lists its product as uncharacterized. Bases 1 to 810 code for a protein of 269 amino acids. Lineage: Eukaryota; Metazoa; Chordata; Mammalia; Rodentia; Cricetidae. The transcript is spliced from 3 exons. The record is from RefSeq and is a predicted model, not a curated record.